Messenger RNA from Scatophagus argus, 1390 nucleotides. RefSeq names its product olfactory receptor 146-like. Gene Ontology annotation, cellular component: membrane. The record is from RefSeq and is a predicted model, not a curated record. The transcript has a single exon. Bases 182 to 1126 code for a protein of 314 amino acids. Gene Ontology annotation, molecular function: G protein-coupled receptor activity; olfactory receptor activity. NCBI's taxonomy places the organism in Eukaryota, Metazoa, Chordata, Actinopteri, Scatophagidae. Gene Ontology annotation, biological process: G protein-coupled receptor signaling pathway.
UUUUGACCAUCGUUUGGUUAAAUGACAGGCAGUAAAUUUAGCUUUAACAGGAAUGGGUCUAACAAAUAUGUAAAAAUAUAAAUUUUCAAUUUAGAAUAAUCAUCACUUUCCCAGAAACUCAUUUGUGAUAUGUGGACUUCAGCCUGUGGCAUUAACAACAUUGUUUUGUUUUUUCAGGGUCAUGGGAAAUUACACCGACAACAGCUUCACAUUACAAUUGGAAGGUUUAAAUGUCUCAAAGGAUUCCACAUACCCCCUCUUCCUGUUCUUCUUUUUCUCCUACCUGUUUAUACUUGUUGCAAAUGUGGGCAUUGCUGUUCUGGUUUUUGUUGACAAAAGCCUUCAUCAACCAAUGUAUCUCCUGUUUUGUAACCUGCCACUGAGUGACAUCAUAGGAAACUCUAUCAUGGUGCCUCGUUUGCUUGUAGACUUGUUGCGGCCUCCCUCUGAGCGCCUCAUCAGUUACUAUGAAUGUGUGGUCCAAGCUUUCACCACCCACAUGUUUGGUACCACCACUCACACUGUGCUCAUGGUUAUGGCCUUUGACAGAUAUGUGGCCAUCUGCAAUCCAUUGCGCUAUGCUGCCAUAAUGACCAACAAAAUGGUGAUUAAGUUGACUCUUUCAGCCUGGGGUGUGGCCUUAGUUUUGGUGGGAAUUCUGCUCGGUCUGACCAUACGGCUUAACCGAUGCAAGACUCUGAUCAUGAAUCCUUACUGUGACAAUGCCUCUCUGUUUAAACUCUCCUGUGACAGUGUGUUCAUUAACAAUGUUUACGGCCUCACUUUCACUGUAGUCCUGUUCACAGGUUCUAUAGGCAGCAUGGUUUUCACUUACACUAACAUUACAGUAGUCUGUCUGACCAGUAAAAACAAGUCUUUGAACAGCAAAGCCUUGAGGACCUGUAGCACUCACCUGGUGGUGUAUCUCAUCAUGGUGUUCAAUGGAAUGUCUAUCAUUACUCUUCACCGGUUUCCCCAGUACUCAGACUACAGAAAACUUUGUACCAUUUUAUUUCAUAUCAUCCCAGGAAGCCUCAACCCAAUUAUUUAUGGUAUGCAGUCAAAAGAGUUAAAAAAGUUAUUUUCAAAGUUGUUUAAGUCAAAGAAGGUUUGGCCAUCAUUAUAGUGUUUGUCUCAAGGCCAUUUUUUUAACUGAUCAAAAUUCUUCUAUGUUGCAUAUUCCAUCUGAUUGUUUUUUUUCCUUGUAAGUGUACAGAUGUCUAUUAUUACAGAUGAUUAAUAUCAAAGUAAUAAGAGGUAAUGUGUUAUUAUAAAAGGAUUGGAUAAACUUAUGAGUUGGGACUGAAAGACACCUUUUUUUCUACUAGCUAUCAAAAUAGACACAGCAGUUUCUUUUCACAACAGCAUUGUAAUUACUUACACAACAAUC